AUGUACAAGCUCGUGAACUACUUGGCGACCAAGUUGGACCUUACAUCCUUGCAAAUAGAGGGGCUUGAUCGCAGUAGAGAGAUAGUUUCUCUAGGCGAUGAAUUUGAUCCUCGAGAUGGCAUCGUAGCAGACACCCUAUGUGAAUUCCAGGACACAUCCCUUGCCGAUGAGGCAGUGUUCUACGAGAUUCAAGUUGGCCCAGCCAGGUGGAUCCGGCACACAAGCCUUAUUCGACCGACAGAUGCACAUAUCCUGCCCACGGGAUAG
Molecule: messenger RNA, 267 nt
Organism: Opisthorchis viverrini
Lineage: Eukaryota; Metazoa; Platyhelminthes; Trematoda; Opisthorchiida; Opisthorchiidae
Exons: 3
Coding region: 1-267 (88 amino acids)
Source: RefSeq, a predicted model, not a curated record